This is a messenger RNA of Galeopterus variegatus (Sunda flying lemur), 1152 nucleotides long. Its product is annotated as mimitin, mitochondrial-like. The transcript has 2 exons. NCBI's taxonomy places the organism in Eukaryota, Metazoa, Chordata, Mammalia, Dermoptera, Cynocephalidae. The annotation marks the transcript as partial. The record is from RefSeq and is a predicted model, not a curated record.
UACUUGAAUGGAGACCAUUUAUAAAUCCUAAACUCCAGAGGAGCUUGGAGCCAGAACAUCAAAGAAGAAAAAGGGAAAUACUAAAGAAUGAAAAAUACAGAGAAGAAAUAAAAACAACGAGCAAAGAUUAUCAUGAAAAGGAAAAACACCUUAGUAAAGAGACCAAGGAACUCUUGGCUCCACCAGUUCAAACUCAAAUUAAAGGUCAUGCCUCUGCUCCAUACUUUGGAAAGGAAGAACCCUCAGUGGCUCCCACCAGCACUGGUAAAACCUUUCAGCCAGGAUCCUGGAUGCCACAAGACGGCAAGAGCCACAAUCAAUGAAUGCACUAUGAUAAAAUAAUUUCAUUUAUAUGGAUGACUAUUUUAAUAAUUAAAAGGAGUAAAAAGUUACUUUGUAUUUUCUGAAUGUACAAUAGUUCUCUAUUCCAUGAAGAGAUCAUUUUUAGAAUGCAUAAGAAAUGUGAGAUUAUGAACCAUAGAAGGCUAACUUCUUUUAGACUUAAUCCUUCAUUUGAUUUAGUCAUCAUUCUGCUUAUGAAUUUGCUUCGAUUUGUUUUUCCCUCCUUGGGUUACUCCCUUGAGAGGUGUAAUGCUCCCUUGUAGCUGUGAAUGCUCAGUACAUUUUGGAUCAUUAAGAUAAUUUAGGAACCACCCUCAGAUAUAUCUUGCUAGAAAUAAGGGUAAAUAGUGAGCUCUCCCAAAUUAUAAAAGAAAAAAAGUGAAAACAUUUUUAUUUCUGGAGAAGUACCAUGUAGGAUUCUAAAGGACUAAUCAAAAAUGUGAACUUGGAUAAAACAUGCAGGAAAAGAAAAUUCAGUUGAUAAAUGAAACAGAAGCCAUAAAUACCUUGAUGAGAAGAUGAGACAAAAGCUAGCUUAUGGUGGGAUUGUGGUUGGAGUUUGAAGAGAAGAAUUAGGACCAAUAUAGGUAGACAAUUCAUCACAAAAGCAUGAAAGGACAGUAAAGAGAGAAAUGGAGUUCCACGAGAUCUAAAAUUACUUUGGAAAAUGGAAAGUAGAGGACUCUCAGAAAGCAGAAAGCAAUUCCACUGAUAGUUGGGACUCCAGUGGCUUAUAUAUUAAAGAAAAAUGUACACAUAAAAAUGUACACAUUAAAACACUGAUUACAUAAUAAAAGUAUUUUUAGAGGA